Messenger RNA from Pteropus alecto (black flying fox), 2221 nucleotides. RefSeq names its product tumor associated calcium signal transducer 2 (gene TACSTD2). The record is from RefSeq and is a predicted model, not a curated record. NCBI's taxonomy places the organism in Eukaryota, Metazoa, Chordata, Mammalia, Chiroptera, Pteropodidae. The coding region runs from base 532 to 1500 and encodes 322 amino acids. The transcript has a single exon. Gene Ontology annotation, cellular component: nucleus; membrane. Gene Ontology annotation, biological process: positive regulation of stem cell differentiation.
GGCUGGGAAAGAGGAAAAAAAGGAGUAGGGGAUAGGGGACAAAAGCGUGACAGUCCCGCAAUAGUUUUCAAUGCAAUUCCCGAGAAUUCCAGCCCAGGAGAGGGGCCAGGACCCCCGUUCAAAGUACUCAGCUAGAAGCUGCGCCUAGGGCGGGUCCCUCCACAGGUGGGGCCAAGAGGGCCGGGGGCGAGUCACGGGCGGCUCUUAGGUGAGUAUCGGUUCUCCUCUCUCAGGCUUUCGGUCCAGAGAAGGGAGGGGCAACCUCCGCUCCCCUGAUCCUAUCGCGGACGGCGCAGGGCGUGCUGUGCCUUCUGUAGGACGGGGACGGGGACGGGAUGUGUCACCCAAAUACCAGAGGGUGAGUUGGCGGCGGAACCAGCCGGGCAGGUCCAGCGGAGUAUAAGAGCGAGAGGGAGCGGCCGGCGGCAGAAGCCUGGAAACUGACUCAGACUGCAGAGCCGGAGCCCAGCAAAGCCCCUGAGCCCCAGAGCCCCGUCCGCCCGCGUCCCGUCCGCGCUCCUAGGCCCCAUCAUGGCCCGGGGCCUGGGUCUUGCGCUGCAGUCGCAGCCGCUGCUUUCGCUGCUGCUUCUGGCGGCGGUGGCUAGCCAUGCUGCCGCUGAGGCCAACUGCACGUGCCCCACCAAUAAGAUGACCAUCUGCAGCCGGGACGGCCCCGGAGGCCGCUGCCAGUGCCGUGCCCUCGGCUCGGGCUUCGAGGUCAACUGCUCCACGCUGACUUCCAAAUGCCUGCUGCUCAAGGCGCGCAUGACAGCCCCCAAGCACGGCCGCUCGCUGGUGCGACCGAGCGAGCACGCGCUCGUGGACAACGACGGCCUGUACGACCCCGACUGCGACCACGAGGGCCGCUUCAAAGCCCGCCAGUGCAACCAGACGUCGGUGUGCUGGUGCGUGAACUCGGUGGGGGUGCGCCGCACGGACAAGGGCGACCUGAGUCUGCGUUGCGAUGACCUGGUGCGCACCCACCACAUCCUCAUCGAACUGCGCCAUCGCCCAGCCUCUCGCGCCUUCGAUCACUCGGAUCUGGACGCCCAGCUGCGGCGGCUCUUCCGCGAGCGUUACCAGCUGCCCGCCAGGUUCGUGGCGGCCGUGCACUACGAGCAGCCCACCAUCCAGAUCGAGCUGCAGCAGAACAUGUCGCAGAAGGCUCCCGGAGAUGUGGACAUCGCCGACGCUGCCUACUACUUCGAGAGGGACGCCAAGGGGGAGUCGCUGUUCCCGGGCCGCGACGGCCUCGACCUGAACGUGCGUGGCGAGCCCCUGCUGGUGGAGCGGACACUCAUCUACUACCUGGACGAGAAGCCCCCCCAGUUCUCCAUGAAGCGCCUCACGAGUGGCCUCAUCGCCGUCAUCGUGGUGGUCGUUUUGGCCCUCGUCGCCGGCGUGGCCGUCCUGGUGAUCAGCAACCGAAGGAAGUCGGGGAAGUACAAGAAGGUGGAGAUCAAGGAGCUGGGGGAGUUGAGACAGGGACCGAGUUUGUAGGUACGGGCAGGGCUGGGGGCGGGUGGGGAACGGGGUUUCUGCAGGGUCCCAGACCAAAGUGGAUCAUGCUUCUUGAAUCUUGGCCCAAAGGAAACAUUUCCGAAUUUCCUGCCUCUUCCCAGCCCGCCAAGUUUAACAGAUCCUGCUCUCAGGGUCACGUCUCUUUCUGACUUCUGUCUUGAAAGAAGCAUUUCUAAAAUGCCUUCCCUUUUGGUCCGACAAGAAACGUGACUCAAAGAGUUAAGGAAAGUGUGGCAUAGGGUUAUAUGUAAGAAUCAAGUGUCUGUAUGACAAUCCAGCAUCUUCGUAAGUGAAGCAAUCGAUGUUGAAAGCUUAAAUGCAUUUAGAUGGGAAACAGCGCUUUUACUGUCUUGGGUUUAAGUUAUUUAAUUAGCUCCACUUGUAUCAUGGCCUUCCUGAUGAGGCCAGUGUAGUAUCCUUCUUGACCGUCGUUGUAUUUACCAGCCACAUAUGCUUGUCACGGAGAAGGAAGCCUGUUUCAGCUUCCUGAACACAUUUUAGAUGUCUUUGUUUGAGGGCAGACUCUGCCCCAGAAACUCAGCGUCUAGUCUUCAGCUCUGCCUUGUUACAAUUAGUAAUGUUUCUUUUGUAAAAUGUUUGUACAUAUGUUGUCUUUGAUAAUGCUGCUGUGAUCUUUUUUAAAAAACAAAACAAAACAAAACACGAAUUUAAUAAAAUAUGGAAAAGGCACAAACUAAAA